Triticum urartu is the source of this 1686-nucleotide messenger RNA. The record is from RefSeq and is a predicted model, not a curated record. Lineage: Eukaryota; Viridiplantae; Streptophyta; Magnoliopsida; Poales; Poaceae.
GAGGCGCCACCUCUGCCUCCACCCCCACUGGGAAAGGAGCUCGAGGUGAACAGGAGGUGUGGAAAGGCGAGAGGAAGCAGGAGCUCGUCCCUCCUCCCAUGGCUGCCUCGUGGAUCUGGAGUACAAGGAGGACGACACGUGCCUGUUGCAGGCGGCUUGAGCGACGCGAACCAGGGUGCUUUGGAUGGUGGUCUUGAUAUUCCGCACAGUGACAAGAGAUUUGGUGGCUUCAAGAAGGAUGAGAAGCAGCUGGACACUAAGAUUCACCUCAAAUUCAUUUAUGAAGAUCAUGUUGUUGACUGCAUGAAGCUGAUGAGGAGCCUGAGAAAUGCCAAUUUCACUUUAGUGGGUACAUCAAGAAGGGGAUUGCGGCUGAUGACAUGGAAGCACUGUACAAGAAGGUUCAUGCUGCCAUUUGUGCUGAUCCUACCAUGGCAAAAUCAACCAAGGAACCUCCGAAGAAGCACAAGAGGUAUAAUCUCAAGAAGCGUUGAGCAUCGUUGUGUCGGACGUGACGGACGCUGCCAGGUCCGCGCUGACAUCGUGCUCAGGGAGCCUAGCCUCUUUGUCGUGUUCUCCAUCUUGCAGUGCAUGAUGAACUACAUUGUAGAGGUUUCAAAAUGUAUCCAAGAUUGCAGGAAGUUAAUUACACCAUCAGUGGAAGAUGGACAUAGCCCCUCAGAAUUGGUUAGCAUUAACUAUAUACCAUUUACUAUUGGCUGGGACCCAUGGAAGCAUGAGGAACUGGUCCGCAACGUCUUCCAGUGUACGCGUACACACAAUUCGCUUUCCUUUUCUUUUCAAACUUUUUAUAGAUGAUGUGGUUGAGUUACUAAGCCUCUUCUUGCUGUGUCGUCUGCGAGGCCGAAGGGUGUGAGCAAUUUAACUGAGGCUGAUGCAAUCUUUGGACCAGUAGUGACGCCAGUGCCUGUAUAUCCCAUGACUGGUUCUUUCAGCUCAAUAUCCAUACACUACUUGUUUGUAUUCUGUAUUCCAGUGCAAAUUAUGAUUGUUGCUAAACACUUCUGCAUUUUUUGUUGAAACAUUGAUUAGGUGCUCCAAGAAUGUAUGUGAGCUUGACAUUGUAUUUAACUUCAUCAAGAUGAUGUGGUUGAGUUACGAAGCCUCUUAUUGCAGUGUUGUCUGCAAGGCCGAAGGGAAGUUAUUAAUGCAUUUGAGCUGCUCUAUCUGAUUGCUCAUCUCCUGAACCUGUUUUAGUUGAUAUAAAAGUGUUCUCUAUUUCAGAAAGCCAGAACACGAGAUUGUGCCCCCUCUUGCUCCAGGCUAUUCCUCAUGUUGCAACCUUUUCCCAUAGAAUUGAAAGGAAGAUGGAAGAAAUUGCAGGAGGAAUGGUGUUUCCAGCAUGACAUUCAAAACCAGUCAAGACUAUAAAGGGGCUGUGAAGGACGAAAUGCUAUGGAUCCAGAGUGGGAGGGGAGAGUUACCAACAAUGUAUCAAGGAUAAACCGUGACAUGGAUUCCUAACUUCCAACUUACAUAGCAAAAUUAUAUAGGGAGAAUGCCUACAUUUUGAAAACUCUAUUACAUAGUUUGAAGCUAUGUUUCUUUCAAUUUUCAUUAUUAAAAGGAUCCUUCUUAUUGCUAAUUUGUCAAGCAUCUAUUGUCGAAUAACUCUUUGCUUCAAAUGAGACCUGUGGCGCAAGGGGUAAUACAUCUUAUUGUACA